This is a messenger RNA of Owenia fusiformis, 1442 nucleotides long. NCBI's taxonomy places the organism in Eukaryota, Metazoa, Annelida, Polychaeta, Sabellida, Oweniidae. The record is from the annotation of a GenBank genome assembly.
UUAUUAUUAUUUCAAUGAGGCUUUCAUAUUUUCGUGAAUUAUUCAAUUCAAGCCUGAGUUUAGAACCGCGAAUUUUGAAAAAGCUGAAACUGUGUGAAAAGGUGUUGUAAGUCUAGAUAAUCGAGAUCAAUCCAGUCACUGAAAAGCUUUGAGUAAAGGAAAUAUGAGCAGGGAAAAUGAUCUAGUUGAAAUACUUCGUCAACAUGUUACCCAUGUUGAGGUAACAGGUGCUAACACUAACAACGCACCAGCUAUCCAGGAUGAAAAUCAUGAGAACACGGCAACCACACAUGUUCAGCUAGAGCUUGAAGACAUGAAUGAUAAUAGUGCACAAGGAUUUCCAAUCGAUCAAACCUGGAGAUUCACACCAUCACCAACUAUAAACCAUGAUGAUCAAUCAGCCAAAAUGUAUCCAAAUGCAACUGAACUGAAUCAAAAUAACCUCAUGGUCUUAGCGCGGCUUUUCCCACAGCAUAGGUCCAGUCAACUGCAAGCAAUACUGGAUCGCUGCGGUGGUGAUGUCAUCAGAACUGUUGAGAACAUCAUGAAUGUGCAUGAAUACCACAAGAGACUUAUAGAAAAGGCAAGACAACUUUUCCAAACCAGUCGCAGCAUUGGACCAUGUGAUUUGCUCAUUAGUUCGGCUCUCGAGAAUACAACAUACGAUACACAAUAUCUGAGUGAUAGAACUCGUCAAAAAAGUCCUGACAUUGAAGACGAUUCCACACAGAAAAAACUCCUGAAAUUCAUCCACAAGCUUCUAUUCAAGAUGGAUAUAUAAAUGAGAAUGAUGAAGGACAGAGUAGAGAAAAAUUUUAAACUUUAGGGGAAACUUGGCAUAUUCACAUGGUGCCAAAACCACAUGAAAGCUCAACAUGUGUGGAGAGAUGAACAGUAUAAUUACUAGUCUAGAAACAAACUGACAAACAGCUAAUAAUAAUUGCUAAUGGAUCUGGUGGGGCAAGAAGUUCCUCACCAGUGGUCAGUGAAGCCAUUAAUUUCUACACUGUUGAUUUAAUCAAAGCAAUAAUUCCCUUAUUGAUUCAAGUGAAGUGAACAAUUAAUUCAGUGAAGCCAACAGUGACACAAGGUUGUUGAUCCAUGGCAGUAAUACACAUGGAUCAAAGAUAUUAAAUGUAAACUGAAAAAUAGAAAUUGUUCCUUCAUUUUUGAUAUUCUUUCUAAACUCUUUAUGUCAUCUAGAAAUGUGGUUUUAAAAAGUGUUUAUUAACUUGAAAAAAUAUUCUUUGAAAAUAUGACUUCUUGGUCAGAGAUUCCCCAUAGAUCACAUGUUAUAAAAUCAUUGGACAGAUAUUUUCUUUUACUGGACAUAACUUGUCUAACUAACUGAUACAUAAGGGUGAUGGUGAAUAUUCAAGUUUAAAGGAACAUUCAAUUAUAUCUGCCAUGCUAUCUGCCCCGAAUUAGCCACCUGGUGGUGA